AUGUCAAAGGUCGGAUCUGCUGCUACUCAUUGGAUAAGCUGUGAUAUAGUAUUGAUCAAUGCGGAUCAACAAUGGAAAUCUCAAAAUGGAACGAUGCCUGAAUCUGAAGUCUGUCAUUUCGAAACAGUAGCUGAAUUAGAUACAGGUUCGUCUGAACUCGGAUUACCACCAGAAGUCAUACAAAAACUGAAAUUAGUGACACUAGGCUCACCAAUUGAAAUUGAAUCACCACUCGAUGGAAAGAAGACGGAGGUAGCCGUCUUUGGACCUGUAAUAAUUGAUUUUUGUGGAAAACAAAUAGCAGUACCAGUCCAUGAACUUAAACAUACUCGUCGAGUGUUAUUAGGUUUGGAACCGGCUCAACGAUUAAAAAUCGAUGUAGAUUGGAUUCAUUCUAAGUUGGAAUUGUUAUGCAUGAUGAAUGAGUUUGAACGUCAUAUACGUGGUAUUCAAGAAAUAUUAGAACAAAUUGAUCUUGAUUAUAGUCGAAUGGUAAGAGACUUUUCUAAAUUAAUCAGUACUUAUAAAGAUGAUGUAUCGAAUUUGGAAAAUGUAUUUAUUAAUGCGACAACAAGUCAUCGUCUUUUAAAAUUGCAAGAACGUUUUCAAAAUUAA
Molecule: messenger RNA, 615 nt
Organism: Rotaria sp. Silwood1
Lineage: Eukaryota; Metazoa; Rotifera; Eurotatoria; Philodinida; Philodinidae
Source: the annotation of a GenBank genome assembly